Molecule: messenger RNA, 501 nt
Organism: Phytomonas sp. EM1
Lineage: Eukaryota; Euglenozoa; Kinetoplastea; Trypanosomatida; Trypanosomatidae
Source: the annotation of a GenBank genome assembly
AUGGCGACGGGGCCGUGCGGCGGAGUUGGGGGGUGGUCGCCACACAACCGCCUGACGGCCUGCUGCGCGCGCGACGCCGUCCUCCUCGCGGGGACGGAGGAGGGCGACGUGGUGGGGUGGGACCUCCGCCGGCGCGAACCCCGCGCCACCGCCGCCGACGCAUGGCGCGCGAACCUCACGGAGGUGGUGCCGAACGGCGUCAGGGUCGCCAUCACCGGGGUCUACGCGCCGCACGCCAUGGCCUUUCUGACCUGCGCCCUCGACGGCUCCGUUGUCUACUGGAGCCGCAAGACGGAGGGUGAGGCGUGGGAAGGGAGGGUUCUAUCCCCCACACCAGGCGUCCACGCACCCGCCCGGGGUCGCGAUGGGCAUAACGAGGUGGCGGUGGGGAAUAGGGAUUUCGCGCCGAGCGGGUCGGGGUGUGUGGCAAUGGCUGGGGAUGGCAAUCUCGCCGCGGUGGUACGCGAGCUGGGAGAACUGGAGGUGUAUUGGUGCCCAUAG